GGGAGGUGGAAGCAAAAAGAGGAGUGGAGAAGAGCUAAAUGAAUAAAUAGGGAUGUCAACUCAGUUCAGAUAUCUCCAGAUUUUCUCACCAGAGGUGAAGAUAGUUGGUAAGCAUGACAUGGUAUUCCUUUUAUAUAAAGUUAGCAAUUUCUUCUUGGGCUUACGUGGACAUUAAGGACCAUGCUUUAUUGCAUGCAAUUCAUGUAUGGUUUAGCCAUUUUGAUCCUCUUCACAUUUUAGAGUAUAGGUAGACGUUUAGAUAAAAUGCACAAUGUGCAGUGGAAUCAAGAACAUUCCACUUAUUCCCAUAAUAAUUGCUUCACUUAAAACUUAGAAAUACUCACAAUUAUUUUGAGACAGAUAUAUAUUAGAAACUUAGUAAUUAUAUAAAGCAAAAAAAAUGUAUAACUGCUCAUUGAGAACUGAAUGUUUUUAGGUUAGAGUAAACUGAAAUAGCAGUCAAAGACAGGUUUUACUUUUCUUCAAACAAUAUAAAGAAUUUACCCCAGGCAAUCUAUCUAAUGGAAUUCAGCUGCAAUUUCCUACAUGGAAACAGCCUGUAAACCCCAGUAGAUGAUUCCGAUAUCUUCAUAGAAAAUGGUCUGUUUUAAAAAUCAAAAUAUAUUACUAAACUGAUGUUGUUGGGAUGAAUUCACUUCCACCACUUGUCUAUGUGAUUAAUUUAAUAAUGGGGAAUAUUAUCCUGUGUACAAAAACACAUUGAAAGUGUAGUCAGAGGGAUACUAUUUGUCUUUAAUUAAGUUUAACUUUUUAUUAUUUCCAGAUUAAUAUAUAGCAAGUAGGAGAGAACUAUAUAGUUCUUAACAUUUCCCCUCUUCUGUCAGCACCUAGAGGCUCAUAGGAAAUGUAGUUUGCAAGUAUCCACGUUAAGCAACUGGUACAUUAGAAUAUCUGAUGGGCUUCCAUGUUUAAGCUACCUUAAGAACUGUAUUGGGAGCAGAGAAGGAUCCCAUAGGCAGGUUCCAGUUUGGGGCACCACCUUCAUUCUUAACAUAGGGAUGGUAAAUGGGGCCAAACAAAUUCAUGGUUCUGAGGGCCCCUUUCUGACCCUUGGACCCUAUGGGGUUGCCUUAUGAUUAAUACUGCUGCCUUGAUUGUGACGUUCUUUGUGGUCUCCAUGCUAAAUCUUAUGCAUGGUCCUUUAACCCAUCUUCCAAAACCAAACUAUUUCAAGACCUGAUAGGAUUAGGAGGUAGGUGCUCCAGCCAAGUUUUUAUAGUCCAUUAUCCCACCCUCCAAACUAACCUACUUCAAAACUUACCUCAUGAUUAAUCUUACAGGGUAAGAACAGUUAGAAGGCAUUAGCAGAGAAGCAAACUGAGUGUUUCUCCCAUAAAACCAAAUGUUUUCCCUAUAGUGAAUGACACUGACCUUGCAGCCAUUAGCAGAAUGUUAUCUUUAUUUAACAUAAUCAAAGAACACAUUAGUGCAAGAGAAGCAUACAUUAUUUCAGGGCACGAAAUGUUGCUUACACCGGCACUGCACAUGUUCUAGUGGUUUUUUUAAUUCGCAUGUGUGAGUAAUUAGAGAGAGCUAUUAUACAUGAACACAUUUGCCAAUUCUCUGUCUGAAUGCAGUAGGAGAUAUCAAGAAUUAGAACUGAAGAAAAAAAAGAAAAAGAAAACUCUAAGCAGAAUAUAAGGUUUACUUUGCUAGCCUGGUAUAGUAAAGGCUCUCUUAUAAACCUGUAUGUAUCAUCAGAAUUUAUUGAGAGCGUGAUAUGUGUGUUAGGUGAGGAUAAAGGGGAUAAAUAUACAGACGUAGACCGUGAUGAUAAGUCCUCUGACUUUUAAGCAUUGGAAUUUCAGAAUUUAGAAUGUCAGAAUAUUGUUUUCCACAUCCCAAGCAUUCUUGUAUUACAGUACUAUUUUAGCUUACCAGUUAUCCUGAUGAACUAAUAUCACUAUAAUGUAACAUUUCAUUACCUCACUUCAGAGAUGUCCUACAUCCAUCUUCAAAUCACCACCCUUUUGUUUUAUUUAUUUUUUUACUUAUUUAUAUAUAUAUAUAUUUUUUUUUAAUUAAUUUGUCAUCUUAAUGUAAUCCCUUAAAUGUGCACUCUAAGCACCCACAAAAAUUAGUGCAAUGUGUAGGUUAGAUAUGUUUUUGACAGACAGUUUUUUAAAUGAAUCUUUUUGUGGGAAAAAAAAAUAGUUUUGCUGCAUAAGUUCACCUAUCCAACCUGACGUGUUUCCCUUUUGCUCAAAUUACACAACUAUUAUCCAUGAUUUCAUAGGUUUCUGUUAGUUGUACUUCAUUUGUUAGCUUUCUGCUGUACAAAAGACAAUUACUACUCCCAGAAACCUGUGCUAUGCCAGAAAGAAAACUAUGGUAGAAAGCUAUGGUAGGAUUACAUUGGUUAAAUCACUUUGUGGUUUGGUACAAGCUCACUGCAGAUGCUGAAAAUGUUUAGAAUUGCAGCAAAAUCAGGAAAGUUGUGUUAUGCAUUAAAUGGGACAAAUCGAGUCUAGAGUGCCCGUUAACAGUCAGGUUUCUUUUAGCUCUGUGCUCUCCAUCUUCUCUUUCAAUAUUAUUUAGAUUCUUUCUAAACUGUUAGAGAAAAAACUGUUGUGUGACAUAAGCAUGUUUCAAUGGGAAAAUCACAUUGAUUAAUAUUUUUUGGGGCUUGUCCUCUUAUGAAUAAAUAAAUUCAUAGUAUUGAGAACCCGAGUCAAUGGCUGGCUGAGUAUCAAGGGAAAUAUAUAUUUCAAGGACAUUUGUGGUAUCUUGAUUUGCUACAUCUAUUCAUCAUUGCUCUCUUAUCUAAAAGUAAAAUUCAACAAAAUCCACAUGUGGAUUACAUUAACAUUACCAUAAUGCAUCCCACAGGUGUUCAAAUGUUUCUAAAAAUUUGGAAACAAUAUUAAAUUUCCAGUCAAAUUUUACAUCUGAUGAUGGAUUUUUUCCAAGAGAACAGGUUCCACCUACUUCUUUUGUCUUUCCAAUGUCCGUUUAUGCUCGCUAUUGCCCACCUAUAUUCCCACCACUGCCCUGUUUGAUAUGCAUAAACCUUGCCAACGCAUAACUCUCUAAAUUCCAGCUGCCUCCCAUCCCACACGUGGACAUUGCUAUUAAACACUACUCUGUUAUACAUUGGAGCUGCUCUCUUUUCCAGCUAAGUUUCCAUCUGCUCUAAAACCAAGGAGAGACGUACAAACACAGCUCAGCAAGAGGACAGCAUGAAGUCUCUUCCGAUUCUCGUGUUCCUGUCACUGGCAGCAGUGGUGGCCCUUGCCUAUGGUAUGACGAAUUUACAUUGUAAUCAUUUUAUAUUAAUAGCUUAGGAAAAUAAUAAUUAUUAUUAUUCCGAAUAAAGCACCUUUAUGCUUCAUAUUUUUUGUUAGUAAAAAAAGUUACCUUUUUUACCUUUUUCUUUUAAACUUAUGUUUACUUGUGUAAGGGGACAACAUAGUCUGCGUAUUUAUACAAUAUACUAGUAUGUUUCAAGUAUGCAGACUAUGUUAUAAUUAUAACCUCAGAAAGGCAGUUCUAAAACAAUUUUUUUUAUAAUUAUCUAAAAUGUCAGUUUAUAUAUUUUUUUUAAAUGUGUUUCUGUAAGUUCAUUUUUUCACAUAUAGUUUUUAUAAAUAUUAUGAAAUUGUCAGUUAUUAUAAUAAGCGUAUACCAUGAAAGGACCAAAGCUUAAAUAACAUCUUAGGCUCUUCUCUUAAAAAACAAUCUAUUAAAAAAAAAAAAAACCUGUGUUUAACACUCAGAUACACUGAGAGGAAUAUUGUUAAUAAACAAUACAUUUGGUGAAAGUAAGAUUGCCAGAUAUGUAUCAUAAACCUUUAGUAAAAAGCAAACACAUUUGAUUUUACAAUGAAAAAUCUCCUAAAUUGUUUCUUUUUUUGUGUUGCAUUCUUCUAUUUUUUAUUAAAUGCAGACACUACUCGCCAGCUUUUGGAACUAAAAGACAUAUUCUGCAACUUUAACAAAUGUAUAAAAAAAAUUCUACAUAGUUGGCUGUUAUUUAAAACUUGAGUGACUCAUAAAGCCAUUCACUAUGUUCAAUUUUUUUAAUUGAGAAUUAUUUAUUGUUAUUUUAUCACAUUAUUGCUAGAUUUUACUGUGACAGACAUUGAUAAUAGCCCCUUUAAAUCUUAUAAGAAGAUACUGCACAUUUUCACUACCUCAGGUUUCAAUCGUUUCCAUGAAGUCCACAGUUUUCAAUGAGGAAAAAAAAACAUGAUUUCUUAAAUCUAGAUUUUGGAAGUCUGGAAAUUCAAAACAAAGUGUUUAUUUACUUUUAAAAAGAUGAUAUGAUAAUGAAUGCCUUGGACAGAAAUUCAGAAAAUGUGAUAGAGCCAUCGACAUAAUAUCUAAAGUUUUAUCUGCAAGCACAGGGCUAUUGUGAUAGAGAGGCCUUAGAAUGUGAAAUGGGGCAAUGCAUGGGAAAUAAGAAAGGAAAUUUAUCCUGGUGGGUGUCUCUAUGAGGAAUUUGUUGCUAAAGGACAGCAGAGAUAAUUCACUUGCCAUUUUAGGGAAAUCACUACGAGAUCUAUGUAACACACACAUAGCACUUCCACAUUACACUAAAUAUUUUAUUUGUUGCAGCUCUGUUUCACAUUUCCCAACAGUUCACAUUCAGUGGCACACUCAACAUUGUGGGCCCCUAUUCUGCUGACCCAUGUUAACCUUCUGGUGUACCAUUUUUUUUAUUCUUACUAAUAAGCCCAACACAAAUACAACAAUAGGUGUGUCUGGGCUGCACAAACGGAACUCAGGGAAUUUGGCCCAAUCAAGAAAGUAUUGAGGUGACUGCACUUGGUGUCACAGGCAGAGAAGAAUUAAGAUCCUACAGGGCCCUUGGCAGUUUACUCCUUUGGGGCAGACUCUUCACUUUUGGUAUAGUGAAUGGAGCCAAGAUUGGCCAAGUAUCUUCAUGAUUUCUACCAGUCUAGCCUCUGAGCCUUAGGCGGCUGACUUUAAAUUUGCAGUCAUAGUUUCAAAUGCUGGGAAGUAUACACUUGAAAGAGUGACGUUUUUGCUGGGUUGUUAAGCAGGGCAUGUUUUAACAGUUAGGCCCUCUCAUCUCUUUUGUGAUAAUGUAAAACACUAAACCAGCUUGUGCCGUUUUUAAUAAUAGAUGCCCUGGCCCCUUAUUUUGUCUUCAGUGGGUCUUUAUGGUCUGGGCUAAGUUUUAUAUAGGCUGUCCUCAGAUCUAGCACAAUUCUUAUGAUGAUACACAUGUAUCAUUUGAGUUCUUUGCAAAAGGGCAGUGGACACAAAAGUGACGGUUGCACUUUAGAAGAGGUAAAAUUAAUUAAUUGCUUGCUUUUAAUUUGUGAUCAAACUCAAAUUUAGAUUAGAUCAGUGAACUAACAUGUGACAUUAAGUGUAGCUUCUAUUGUACUGACAGAUACUUUUAAAUUAUGUAUUUAGUAAAUUGUAGUAAAUUGAUGCAUGAGUUACAAAAUGAAGACCAAAAUAGCCAAGGUUUAUAAAAAUGUGCAACUGUUUUGAAGAUGUUUUGAUACUUGGACAUUUUGGCCUAACUUUUGAAACUCUGUAAUAAAGUUUGUUUAGUAAAAAAAAAAACUAAUAUGUAUUUGCAAUAAAAUCAUAGUUCAUACACAUUUUGAGAAAUACUGAGUGGCAUAUCUCUGAACAUCGACAUACACCAGAAUGCCCUUGGGAGGGAGCGAAGGAGGCGGACCAGUGAUGCAAGUUGUGUCACUGGCGCUACUGAAAGGGGGUGGAUCUGCCCAUCAAAAAGGCAUCAAAAGAAUGGGCAGAUCAGCCUGGCGUUCUAGGUCCUGCUCACUUUGCACCUCUAGGGAAAAGUUCCGUGGCAGAACACUAGGGAACAAAAGUAUUUAAUUUAUUUAUUUUUUUAUCUAUACAAAAGUAUUUUAUUUAUUUAUUUAUUUAUUUAUCUAUUUUAAAUAUAUUUUUUAUAUUUCAUAUAUGUUUUGAUAUGUUAUUAUGUUAAGAAAAUCAUUUGAAAAGGUUAUCCAAAAUUAGUAAAUUAUUAGGAAAGUUUUAAAAAUAAUACACUGAGGUUAAAGUUGGGACAACGGGACAGGUCUAUAAAAUAGGGACUGUCCCACAUAAAUCAGGACUGUUGGGAGGCCUGGGGUAGUAAUCUGGGCUUUAACAACUUCCUACAUUAAAUUAAAGAUCAUCAUUGCGGUUGGAUUCAGCCUGUGUAUAAUAAAAUAAUUUCACAAUUUAGGCCAAUGUAGACAAAUUAUAAAAAAGGUGAAUUUGAUAAUUUUCCAAUGCAGCUAAAUGUCUGUUUAGUGAAAUAAUGUGUAAUAGCUCAGCACAUUCCCUCAGUUAUUGCUUUUAUGGUUUGAUGCAUUAAAAUGAGUAUUUCUAUUUUCUAUUUAGAAUCCUAUGAAAGCCAUGAGUCCUUUGAACGAUAUGGUAAGAGGAAAUCAGUUUAUUUAUAGAUUAUACGUCAUAACAAUUUGAGUACUUGCUACACCUGUUAUUUAAAGAUUUUACAGAUUUAAGAAAGCACAUGCCAUAAGGGGUACAACCUGUCCAGAGUCUGUCAUGUUUUUUAUUAUCAUGUGCUUUAUUAUAUAUAUAUAAAAUAAAAAAUCAUAAUUCUUUCUACGUGUUUUUUUGUUUUUGUUUUUUUCUUUUGUUCUAUAUUUGUGGUUGUUGUGCAAAUGCAGGUACUAUAUAACUCAUGGGCUUUUCUUCUUAGAAGCACUUUACAACUUUUCCUGCUGUGUAAUUUAAUCAAUGAAUGUUAGAAAAAUCAGGACAGGAGGACAGGACGGGAGGAAGUAUCAGACGUUGAUUAACAUGGUGACUGUGCUUUCAUAUGCAUUACAGAAGGAAGCACAUAAGGUUAAAUGGUCUUCUACACUAAGUUUAAAACCAAAUACAGUAGAUCAAACAAACACCCAUACAUAUAAAGUGAAUUAGAAGAAAUAUUUUUCUGCCAAAAAAAAAAAAAUUUACUUUACUUAUAUGCUUUAAAGGACCACUAUAGGCACCCAGACCACUUCAGCUUAAGGAAGUGGUCUGGGUGCCAGGUCCAGCUAGGUUUAACCUUUUUAUCUAUAAACAUAGCAGUUUCAGAGAAACUGCUAUGUUUAUAAAUGGGUUAAUCCAGUCUUUAGUGGCUGUCUCAUUGACAGCCGCUAGAGGGCUUACGCGCUUCUCACUGUAAAUGCUUUCCUAUGGACUGGCUGAAUGCGCGCGCAGCUCCUGCCGUGCAUGCGCAUUCAGCCGAAGAGGAGGAGAGGAGGAGGAGAGCUCCCCGUCUGGCGCUGGAGAAAGAGGUAAGUUUAACCCCUUCCUCCCCCUAAAGCCCGGCAGGAGGGGGACCCUGAGGGUGGGGGCACCCUCAGGGCACUAUAGUGCCAGGAAAACGAGUAUGUUUUCCUGGCACUAUAGUGGUCCUUUAAAGGAACACUAUAGUCACCUAAAUUACUUGAACUAAAUAAAGCAGUUUUAGUGUAUAGAUCCUUCCCCUGCAAUUUCACUGCUCAAUUCACUGUCAUUUAGGAGUUAAAUCACUUUGUUUCUGUUUAUGCCGCCCUAGCCACACCUCCCCUGGCUAUGAUUGACAGAGCCUGCAUGAAAAAAAAACUGGUUUUACUUUCAAACAGAUGUAAUUUACCUUAAAUAAUUGUAUCUCAAUCUCUAAAUUGAACUUUAAUCACAUACAGGAGGCUCUUGCAGGGUCUAGCAAGCUAUUAACAUUGCAGGGGAUAAGAAAAUCUUAAUUAAACAGAACUUGCAAUAAAGAAAGCCUAAAUAGGGCUCUCUUUACAGGAAGUGUUUAUGGAAGGCUGUGCAAGUCACAUGCAGGUAGGUGUGACAAGGGUUCAUAAACAAAGGGAUGUAACUCCUAAAUGGCAAAGGAUUGAGCAGUGAGGCUGCAGGGGCAUGUUCUAUACACCAAAACUGCUUCAUUAAGCUAAAGUUGUUCAGGUGACUAUAGUGUCCCUUUAACAUUUUAUAGUUUACAAUCACAUUGCAGUUGUAAAAAAAUAAAAAAAAUGAUAUUUAUUAAUAAUUUAUUUAUAUUCAAUAAUACCUAUACAAUCUUACCUUGUAAACCCAACCAGUUCCAAGCAGAAGGUAAGCAAAUACCAUACACUGUAAAAAAAGUAAGAGGUUUAAAAGGACAAAUAAGGCAACUCUGCCAGAUAAUGGCAUAUGAUAUAAUAUAACAAUAUAUAAGGGCAGUGACUCAAAAGCAAUUAAUCCUGCAAGUCUACCAAAAAGAAAAAAAGAAAGAAAAACCUUUUAAAGUCUCGGCCAUAUGGAUAGCAUGCAGCACUAUGAUAUCACACUCUCGAUGCCAAAAAAACACAUAUGGUCCAAAUGUGUAAAGAGGCUACCAAGUAUUUCUGAGCAGACAUAUUUCAGAAUAGAAACCAAAGAAAACAGUUACUUGUGCACUAUCCCAAAUCCCUGUGCAUAAUCAAAUAAUUAAAGGUUUUUAGUAUCACUCCAAAGGCCAUUAGUUUGUAAGCUCACCUGCCACGUCAAGGGCAAACCUCUUAGGUGAGUCCUACACUAACAAUUCACCUUGCUACUUUCAGCUUCAGGUAAAAUAUCUCUAAUAGAGGGGUCUCUUUUGAGAUUUCUUUACCUGAAGCUCAAGGAAGCAAUGUGAUUUGUUAUUGUAGGACUCACAUAAGAGGUUUGCCCCUUGACAUGGCAGGUGAGCUUACAAUCUAACGGCCAUUGGAGUGAUACUAAAAACCUUCAGUUAUUUGAUUAUGCAUACGGAUUUGGAAUAGUGCACAAGUAACUGUUUUCUUUGGUUUUUAUUGCAUGUAUUGGGGCUGAUGGGUACUACGGUUAUUGCUGCCGCCUAGGAGUAGUGGGAGUUUGAGCGCAGGACUUAUUUCAGAAUAGUUCUACUUGACCCUUUCCAUAACAGCCUCAUAAAUAUGAGAAAGCAGAAGUAGAGUAGAAGAGUUGUACAAGAGAAUGGGUUAAUGUGACUCUAGCAUCUGAAAUUGUCUUUACAUAACUUUGUUGGAAAUGUUGUAAAAUUGUAUUUCUAACAAAGUAAUUGUCAUGCUCCUAAGCAGGUCAGAGAGGAGACGAUUGCAAGGGUUAUUGGUUAAAAUCUUAUUUGUCGUAUUAGACAUAACAAAAUUUACUGAAAAUAAAGAAUAAAGAGCAGUCUGCCACAAACAGGAUACUUUGAGAAAAACAGGGUUUAGUCGAUAUGCCACAAACAAGAUAUUUAAUAAGUAAAUGAAUAAAGUCUUUUGUAUACAAGCAGGCUUGAAGUUAUACCAAGUAGUUAAGGAUUUCCAGGAUACUUUGCAAUGCAGCUAGUUAUAGGUAAAUACCUUUUAGGAUUAAGCAAUACAGGAUCAUGCAGAGUUGUAGAGGUUGAAACAAGUAGGUAUAUUCCAAAAUAAUAUAAUGCAGGUUGCUUACGAGAUCAUGCAGUGAUGCAGCAAUUGAAGCAGUUAAGAUUCUUCAAUGAAGGCAAUACGCCACAAAUCAGGAUUCUUGGAAGCUGAUAAGGAAAGUCUUUCGAUAAAAUGUAAUUCAGGCAAAUUCAGGAUGAAGUAGUACAGGUUAGUGCCUUUCAGUAUGAGGAAAUGCAGAUGAGUAAGUAACAUGUAAUUAUAUUAAUUGAAGAAAUUUGAUUUAUUUCCAGACCCAUUUUUAAACUCAAGGAAUGCCAAUUCAUUUAUGAAUUCCCAGCACAGAAACAUACGCAUGAAUGAAAGGUAAGGAGAGAUUACUGAUAAGUUAGUUUAAUGACUCAGGAAUAUCUAUUUAUUAUAGUUAGCUGUUUCUGGUUCUAGAACUUUCCAUAGAGCUACAAAAUGUAAUUUCUUGUGUCAUCACUACACUGGAGACAUUUCUAUAAGUGCCUUAGAUAUGCUUCCUCUUAUCAAAUCAAAAUGGGCAAGGAGUAGAGAUGGGUGGAUCAUUUAUUUGAAGAAUAUUGAUAGCAUGGGAUUAGGCUAAAAGUGUUGGAUGGAUUGGCAAAACAAGGACUCUUAAAAAACAUGAGAAGAUCAACUUGCCAAUGAGAAAAGAGUUGGAAUAAUUGCAGGUGACUUAAGGACAACCUUACCUAGCACAUGGAAGCAAAAUAAGAUCUUGGAAGGCCUUGGAGUUAGGGGAUAGGAAAGGGUUAGGUUGUUGAGAAGGUAACUGCUAAAUUGGGUAAGAUGGAUAAAGAUGUUGUGGUCAAAAUUUCUCAUUGUUUGCAUCUAUAAUAUAGCUAGUACUGUGAAUAAGUCAUUUAGUAUAAUUAGGUCUUUAAUGAUUUCUCUAGAGUCCGUGAGCGCAAUAAGAGCCCCCGGGAACGACAGCGCGAGACUUGUGAGGACUACGAUCCUUGCGAACGAUAUGCAAUGAGAUUUGGCUUCGACGCUGCUUACAGACGAUAUUUUGGAAGGCGUAAUGGAGAAAAAUAAAAUGAUGAAUCCAUCCAUGGUGAAGGCCAGAGUGAUGUAGUUGAAAGUCUUGGUGUAUUUUAAUUAGGUGUACUGGGAGCCUACUGCAUGCUGUUAACAGCUCAGCAAAGCCAGACAACUCUUUGGAAAUAAAUCCAGUAUAUAUUCUGAGAUUGUCUCUGAACUAACAUGGGUAAAAAGCUGUAUUCACUGUUUCUUUUUGUAUCACACACAGGUUAUUGCUAGACACCAUAACAUGCUUUAUUCACAUGUCUUGUUUUUAAAAAUAAAAUGCUGCUUUUACACCUAGCGUUGGAUACACAAUGUGCCAUUCGUUUGUAUAAAUAAAAAUAUGCACUGAAAUUAUAAUGUAUGCAGAAAGGAGAUGUACUUACCG
Molecule: messenger RNA, 10767 nt
Organism: Pelobates cultripes (western spadefoot toad)
Lineage: Eukaryota; Metazoa; Chordata; Amphibia; Anura; Pelobatidae
Source: the annotation of a GenBank genome assembly